Molecule: messenger RNA, 1158 nt
Organism: Silurus meridionalis
Lineage: Eukaryota; Metazoa; Chordata; Actinopteri; Siluriformes; Siluridae
Product: digestive cysteine proteinase 2-like
Exons: 4
Coding region: 122-589 (155 amino acids)
Biological process (GO): immune response
Cellular component (GO): lysosome
Molecular function (GO): cysteine-type endopeptidase activity
Source: RefSeq, a predicted model, not a curated record
AUAGUGUCUGUGUUUUGCUUUUCAGACCGGAGCAUUGGAGGGUCAGACAUUCAGAAAAACUGGACAAUUAGUGGAACUUAGUGAGCAGCAGCUGGUAGACUGCUCUGGAAACUUUGGGAACAUGGGCUGCUCAGGAGGCUGGAUGGAUCAGGCUUUUGAAUACGUGAAAGCCAAUAAAGGUCUGGACACAGAGAACUCCUACCCCUAUGAAGCUCGGGAUGGGGUUUGCAGAUAUAAUCCAUCCACUGUUGGAGCCACCUGCAGUGGCUACGUGGAUAUAAUGAGCGGGAAUGAGAAUGCCUUGCAGGAAGCAUUGGCCACUAUCGGACCUAUUUCUGUAGCCAUAGAUGCAGGACAUUCAUCUUUCCAGCUUUAUCACUCAGGUGUCUAUAAUGAGCCUGAAUGUAGCAGCACUUCCCUUGAUCAUGGUGUCCUUGCUGUUGGUUAUGGCACUGAAGAUGGACAGGAUUUCUGGCUGGUAAAGAACAGCUGGGGUCUUGAAUGGGGCGAUGGCGGUUAUAUCAAGAUGUCAAGGAACAAGUAUAACCAGUGUGGCAUUGCCACACAUGCCAGUUAUCCUCUGGUUUAAAGGCAUAAACAGUGAUUGUUGAUCAUUUGGAGUCUUUUCCUCUUUAAUGUCUUAUUAAACAUACGUUUUUAUGAGAUGUCCUAUUCAAGACUUCUAGAUGGUGUCUUCUAUGUGAACAAAUAUCUCACAAUAAAUGAUAUACCUCAUUAGCCAAACGCAGAAUAAUUAAAAAAUCUAAUAACGAGUGGAGCGGAUCUAUUUAAUGAUUCCGCAGGUGUCGGAAAUCCAACGCAAUGCUGCAGUACUGUAAAAUACCGUACCAUAACAUUCUGCCUCCAUCAUCAAGAGGAUUUACAACCUCACAGACACAAAUGUGUUUAUACCUCAGACUAAUCCUACUGUCUUUUUGUUUUAGACUUUUUAAUUAUAAAUGUUUAACACAGAAUAAUGGAUUUAUAUUUGAUAUAAUUCUGCAGAAAGGUAUUGGUACACUGUCUUUCAUUGCUGCUAUACAUUGUAUUACCAAAAUCUGGGAAAAUCCUUAGCAAUACUAAUCAUUGCGUUUAGCUCAAAUGUCAUGAUUUAUUAUGCAAUAUUAAUCAGUUCAAUAAAGCUUAAUAAAACCUUCA